AACAGUCACAAAGACCAAAUUAAGAAGAUGACAGGCUUUGGCUCCCCCUGCGGCGCCUGCAAGUUCCUGAGGAGGAAGUGUGUGAAGGGCUGUGUCUUCGCGCCGUACUUCUGCCAUGAGCAGGGGGCCACGCACUUCGCGGCCAUCCACAAGGUGUUUGGUGCCAGCAACGCCUCGAAGCUCCUCAUGCACAUCCCCGUCUCCGACCGCCCCGAGGCGGCCGUCACCAUCUCUUAUGAAGCUCAAGCUCGGCUUCAGGAUCCUAUCUAUGGCUGUGUGGCCCACAUCUUUGCUUUGCAGCAGCAGGUUGCAAAUUUACAAGCACAGCUAGUCAGUCUCAAGACACAGGUAGCCCAAGGGCUAGCCAGUAACACCAUGUCAAACGCGUAUCAAGAUGGUCCCUGCAGUGCAGAAUAUUCGCAAUUCUUCCACCCACAAGACUCGAAUAGCAUAUACGGCCUCGAAGCCCUAAGAGUGGCUCAGUUGCUCUCAAAUCCCAAUCAAAACUCUGCAGCAUUCUGCAGUGGAACAACAUUAACGGAGAGCAACAACUCCAUGGGGGACUUCUCCCCGAGCAUGAAUGAUGAAAUACAGUAUAGUUACGACGACCCAUCUCAGGGCACCAUGGAUUCUCUUCCGAUGCAAGUGGACGCCAAGAAAUUUCUAUAUCAAGAGAUGGGCAAUUGGGGAGAGCUUGAAUCUUUCCCUGUUUCCUUCCUUCAAAAUUCAUGA
Molecule: messenger RNA, 732 nt
Organism: Nymphaea colorata (pocket water lily)
Lineage: Eukaryota; Viridiplantae; Streptophyta; Magnoliopsida; Nymphaeales; Nymphaeaceae
Product: LOB domain-containing protein 29-like
Exons: 2
Coding region: 28-732 (234 amino acids)
Biological process (GO): hormone-mediated signaling pathway; positive regulation of DNA-templated transcription
Cellular component (GO): nucleus
Source: RefSeq, a predicted model, not a curated record